AUGUCCGACCUCAUCAACAAAGCAGAGAACCUUGUCGGCCAGAAGGAAGUCAAGGAUGCUCAGCCAGGCAACAGCUUCGAGCGCGGUGCAGACGACAAAGUGAACAAUGAAGUCAACAGCUUCGCCAGCCAGGAGGGUGUUCCACAGCAGUUCGACAAGGAAAUCGACGAUGUCGUGGACCAGAAGGUCAACAGCGAUAUCCCAGGGGGCAACUGA
Fulvia fulva is the source of this 216-nucleotide messenger RNA. RefSeq lists its product as uncharacterized. The record is from RefSeq and is a predicted model, not a curated record. Lineage: Eukaryota; Fungi; Ascomycota; Dothideomycetes; Mycosphaerellales; Mycosphaerellaceae. The transcript has 2 exons. The coding region runs from base 1 to 216 and encodes 71 amino acids.